GGAAAUUGGAAAGGGGCGAUUGGAAAGUACUACUUUCGGUUUUGACAAAACAAAACUGUUUUUCUUUUAACAGUUUAAUUAGUAGACGGAAAGUACGUGCGUGAAACAAGUUGGCUUUUAAUUUCCAAAUGGAAGUUUCGAGGAAGGAGUAUGAACUUGGUUCUGCUGACUGCAGGGGUUAUGCUGUGCUGCUGGUGUAUGAGAAGUUUAUUAAAGCCUCCAAAAGAAAUGGAGCUCAGCAAGAUUUAUGCAACAUGAAAGCAAUAGCUACAUCCCUGGGGCUAAGGCAGAUCAACCAAGGUGUAAAUAAGGAAAUAAACCUUACAAGAGAGAAUACUCUGAAAGUGCUGGAGGAUGCUCGCAUAUUUUUGUCACAAAAAAAUGACUGCCAGAUGUUUGUUUUUAUGAUCAGCACUCACGGGAAAGAACUACCAAACACAGCUGCUAGAGGGCAGAAGGACCAUGCUUUGACCUGUUCUGACGAAGAAUUGAUUUUUUUGAGCACUGAUGUUGUCCAGAGGUUUAAUGACUACAAUUGCCCAAAACUGAAGGGCAAACCAAAGCUGUUCUUCAUUCAGGCUUGUAAAAAUGUGGACCCCACAUGGUAUAUGAUGAAGGGUUCAGAAUUGAUGAAUCCUGAUGGCCGAAUGCACAUCAAUAAGGAAAAUACAAGGAUUUCUGUUGUUAGAAACAUAGAUACCAGCUCCGAAAUAAAGCAAGUGAACAUUGAUGUACAGGACAUUGCAAAAAUCCUUACUUCAAAAAAUUCAGACAACAUAAAAGAUUCAAGAGAGUUCCAUUUGGUUUUAAAUGAUGAAAAGGGGACAGAAGAAUUCAUUGCAAGUACUCAGGACCAUGCAGACUGCUGGGUUAUUGGUCUUUGUGGUCUUAAAUGGCAAAGAGAUGUCUUUUUAGAGCCUUCAAGAGUUCGAGCAAUGCGUAUGAAGGAUGGCAAAGAAGAAGAUGGAAAUGUGACAUUCCAGAGGAAUUGGGGACACGUUCUUUGGGAUUCUUGCUCCAGUCACGUGACAGGGGUGACUGGUGAAGCUGGAAGCCAGACAAGUGCAGAUUCAGUUUCCAUGGAAACAGAUACUAUUGAUGCAGAUGAGACGGCUGCAGAUGCAGGGGGUUCUGGAGACAGUGGGAGAAUGAGAGCUCCUCCCACACAAGUGCUAGCUCCUCCCACACAAGUGCUAGCUCCUCCCAAGCCAAGUUUCACAGAAAAACUACAAGACAUCUACAGAAGAAAAGGAGCCGAAGUGAUAUUGUCUUGUAAGAUUAAUAGUCAAAACUUCAAAGUGAAAUGGGAGAAAGAUUCGAAACCUUUUAUUCCAUCUGCUAGAGUCAAGAUUGUGGACAAAGGCUUCGUACAUCAGCUGAUAUUUACAAAGGUGGAUUAUGCUGAUUCUGGGCUCUAUGCUUGCACUUCUGGGAAUGAGAAAACAUACUCAUUACUCGUUGUAGGAGACUAUCUAGCUCCACAAGGACUGUCAAGGUCGGAGAACAAAAAUGUGUUUACAAUGAAGUGUACUGAUGGAAGUUCGAUUAAGUUUGAAACCGACAACCUUGAGGAUACUGAUCAGGCAGACAUCUGGUUUGAUCUCCUUACCUAUAUCAUGCAUUUUCCAAGUCAUGGAACAGAUGCAGGGGUCUCAGUCAAGGUUGAGGCCAAGAACAGCACAGCUACCAAACAUAGCGGCCAAACAAAGCCAGAUGGAGAUACAGAGGGUGAUUCAAGAGCACGCCCUGACACUGGGAUAUUGCCUCCUCUACCUACAUGUGACGGGAUGGAUGAAGAAGUCUCAUUCAUGACCAAUGGAAAAAACACAUCAGAUCCUCAGCCUGGCAGUCAAAAUAGUCCAUAUGGAGAGACCGAAGGAGAUGCACACGCCAGGCACGACUCCUAUGAAAUACCUUCUAUGCCCACGGGCUAUCCUAUCCAGGUGAGUGAGGGUGCAGAAACAAACACAGAUCAUUUUCCCAUCCAGGAAAGCGGGAAUGGAAGCCAUGCACAACAAACAGGGUCUGAUACCAACAGUCCCCAGACUGUCCCGAUCAUCCCCACAUACAAUCCCCAUGAUAGAUGGGGACACGGAAAGAAAACAUACAUAAACGACCCAAUGCCUCGUGGGGUAAAGUGCAACAGAGAUAUGUUGAUCAUGUCCGCUGUUCCAUCUGGCAUGAUUGGUUGGAGGGAUGCAGGAAAUGGCUCCUGGCUCAUCACAUGUUUGAAAGAAGCCCUGGAAAUGGAAAAUGAGAAGCAGAAAAAUGCAAGAGUGGAUUUCAUGUCAGUGUUGACCAAUGCAACAUGCACGAUGGCUGGGAAGGAAACCUACACCAAGCGUAACAACCCAGCAUGGCACCAGAUGAAAGCUGUUCCGGUCAUUGAGCACCAGCUGCUAAAAAAAUUGAUGGUAAAGCUCAAUUUCGAGUAAGGGUCAACAUUUCUAUUAUCCUCGUUAAAAGUUGUUUUAUUCAACAAAAUAUGAACUUUCGGUGUUUUGUUCUGAAUAUUUUUAAUAAUGAUAAGUGCUGUUUCUGAUUAUAUUUUUGUGCUGCAGCAUGCUGACAUUUGUCUUGAUUGAACAGAACUUGAUAUCAAAGAAAUAUUAUGUACAAUUAGAUGGUUGAAAACAAAACAAACACAUUAUACCUGAUUUAUAGCUGUAAGUAUUAUAACAAUUUGAAUUUGAUUUUUUUUUUAAAUGUUGAUUUUGGUGUUUAGAAAUAUUCACAGCGCAAAAUAUUAAAUGUACUGUAAGUAGAAAACUAGCGAUAAAUGUAUUAAUGGCUAAGAUAUUUCAGAAAAAACACAUUAUAAUGAAUAUAGAUUAAUAUUUAUGCUAAAAUCAUACUCUCCUCAUUAUGUUUUAAUACAUGUAUAUAUGAAAUGUGUUAUUUACUCCUAAGUAUUAAAAUUAAUGGUUAUUAUCAUAGACAUAAUAACUUUUUAUAGGCUUUUUUGUACCAUUAAUAAACAUGACUUGACUACACAUUUAUCUUUCCUGUAAAUGUGUUUUUGAUUAAAAAUCAUCAUUGGCAACAACUUCACUUCUUCCAUAACAGUUCAUAAAUUCUGUUGGAAAGUUAACUGACAUAUUCUUGUUUUAGUGAAUAUGCAUGAGGGAGGGGAGACAACUCUUCUUUCAAUGAAAUCAAAUGUUACAAUUUGAUAUACUUCUUUAACCCUAUACUGCCAGCUGUCACCACAGAUGAGAAGCUUACAAACUUGUUCUAAAACAUGUGGUGAUCUGGCAGACUAGGUUCAAUUCAAGCUUUCGCCAGAAUAUUUUUUCAACUGUCUGUGCAUAUUUUCACAUAAUUCAAUCACAAAACAAACAAAACUGCCUCAUAAAUUAUUCAUGAUUAUGAUAUUUUCCAAGGCUUAUCACCCACUGUACAUAACAAAGCAUAAUGCAGUAGGGUAUUGGGAGUGUUCUACAAUGAUUAAAACUAUGGUGUAUUUUAUUGACAAGCAAGACCAGAAUCUGGUUAUGAAUGUUGUGAGUUUCAGGGCAUCAGUCUUAAUAGGAAUUACUGUACCUUUAUGACAAAAAGGAGUAUUUGUUACAGUAUGCACAGUGGUGUGAAAGGAAUGAACUCCUGCCAUUUCCUCUUGUGUAAUAUGACCCUUAAAUAUUAGUGGUAUGUGACUUAGAAGUAUGCAUUUUUUCUUCCAAUUUACAUAAGAUGUCACUCCUAACAAUGACCUCUCAUUGUGGUGGAUCUGUGGCCAGGGGUUGCUAGUUUGAUUCCCCGCCUAACCACUAAAAUCGUCUUCCCGUAGGGACGUUGAAUAGGGGUACCGUGUGAAAGUGCUAUACACUGGUGCACGUUAAAGAACCAGGGUAGCUCUAACCAGGGUUACAUUCUGUCUGUGCACUAUGCUCAAAUCCCUAAAAUGACUAACAAUCUUAAUCACUCGCUGAAUAGGCAUGGCCCGAAUGCGAGUAUGAAUAAGCUUACACACUGAUCUUACAUUAUAACUGAAUUAUAACAUGUUAAGACCUGUAGAAAAUCAUUCACAGCUUAUUUAAAAAAUAAAAAUCUUCCUUUAAUAGCAGGAGUUGAAUCCAUUCAUACCACUGUGAAAACAUUGUUAUUGUAUUUGGUUGAAGGUUUCUUUUUUGUUUUUUUCUUUUGUUUUUUGAGUAAUUUCUAAAAAAUAUGUAUUGAUUGUGUGUGUGUUUUCUAUAUAUGUAUUUUAUAUUUGUGUAAUGUGAUGAUGAGCUGUUUAUGCUGAAGUCAAAAUAAAACUUCUGUUCUGUAUAAAAUGUGCCAAUAGAAUGUUUUUUGGUGAUUUGUAGAGAUUUAUUAGUGACACAAUUUGAUAAUUUUCACUUCUAAAUCAAAUGUAAGCAUGCACAAGGACUUAGACAUGAUUUCAACGAUGACAUUUUCAAAAUGUCUAUAUGGUCGCGUAUUAUUUGGCACACUUUUCUUAAUUAACUGUUAUUAACUGUCAUUUUUUAGGCAUAUGGUUGACAGGAAUAUUGUUUGUUGCAGUGUUGGAUCACAAUUUAUUAAAAGUAAAUAUUUCACUCAUCACUUGCCAAUAGUGAAAUGUAAUUGUUGUGCUUACUCUGGGAAAUAUAUUGCUACCUUAUACUGAAACAGAUAACUAUCCUCUGUGUAUGUAGAUAUUACAUUUCAUUUUUUGAAUGUCAUUUGUAUGUUUAUGAUAGAUACAAUUGUGCCUUCAUAAUGUAAUUAAAGUUUUCUAUAGAACAAAAUUGUAAACUAGGAUUUCAAGGUGUUAUUAAUUUAUCAAAUUGAACAGAAGAUGUUGUUUUCUUAGUCAAUUUUAGUUCAUAUGUCACAAUUGCAAGCAUAUAUAAUUAUAAGUAUAAAGUUAUUGUUGAAGAAAUACACAGAGUUUCAUGAGGGAAGGAGAGUUAUUAUUGUUUUUUUUCCAAACACAGUUUGUGCUGAUAUAUGUCAAUGUUUGAUACACAAACUUUGUAUCUAUGUAUAUCUGAUCAUAUUGUAUUUUACAUGUUUAUUGUAUUUGGAACUCAGACUGUAUAUGUAGUGCUUCCAUGAACAGAAUUUACAUUAAAACCUUUGUGUGAGAUUGAAUGUACUAACACAAUGUACAUCCUACCCCAGAUUAUGUAAUACAGUAUACAGGUAAGUUGGUGUGAUGUUCCAGUGAUCAUAUCAUUUAACUAUGCAAUAUUUGUGGUUAUUUACUAUAAUGUUUUUUAUUUGUGUUUGUUAAAUUUCAUUUUUUUUUAUUUAUGGAGACCUUUCCUUGAUUCAACUCCAUUUUAGUUAAUCCCAAACAUUUGCCUUUUCAAAUAAUUUUAAAUGAAAUAGUGUACACAUUAUUUUUUUUUAUCAACUUCAAUGUGAAUAAAAUGUCUUUAAGAAGGUGAUUUUAAGAUAGAAAAUUUUGUAAAUUAAUUUCUUAGAUUAUUUUUUUUUUAAAUUUUAUACAUGUAUCUAUAAUUAUUAAAUAAUAAUCUUAUAUUUUUAAGUAUGUUCCUAUUUCUUAAUAUCUCAUGGAUUUUUUAAAAUUUUGUAUUCCUAAAAAUGUUUAGUUUGUUAUGAUAAUUACAUAAUAAAGUAGCAUCUUCUA
Molecule: messenger RNA, 5581 nt
Organism: Mya arenaria
Lineage: Eukaryota; Metazoa; Mollusca; Bivalvia; Myida; Myidae
Exons: 15
Coding region: 129-2435 (768 amino acids)
Biological process (GO): proteolysis
Cellular component (GO): protein-containing complex
Molecular function (GO): cysteine-type endopeptidase activity; caspase binding
Source: RefSeq, a predicted model, not a curated record